AUGAAUUGGCGUGCCCUGGUGUUGGCGGCACUGCCGUAUCUGGUCCAGGUCGACGCCUCGUGCACCGGCCUGUCGGACGACUGUCCCUCCAACCCGAGUCCCCUUCGACGCUUCAACCCCCUCAACUUCCACGUCAAGACGUGCGACUUCAAAUGGACGCAUGGAUGCACCAUCCUGGACAAGCACGGCGGGCUGCAGCAGAAGCCGCCGCCGUUCUCGCUGUGCAACUCCAAGCACCGACCGUCCGGGCUGCUGGCCACCGACGCUUAUACGCUGGCGCUGCAGAAGAACAACUUUGCCCCGGGCUCGCCCAGCGUCACGCUGCACGGCCUGUGGCCCGGCUCGGUCAAUGGCCGCGGCGCGAAGAACCAGCCCAUGGGCUGCCAGAACGGCGAAGAAUUCGACGAAUCGUACCUGACUACCUUUAAAACACUGCUGAACUACUACUGGCCGACCGACGCCCAGUACAACAACACCAUGAGCUGCUUCAUCCUGUCCGAGUGGAUGAAGCACGGCACCUGCGCCGUCAUCCCCGGAGCCGAUGGGACUGCGUUCCGGCUGCCGCAGGAGGCGUAUUACCGCACCGCUUUCGUGCUGGCCAACGAGUACAACGCCAACCCGGUGCUGCAGAAACAGCUGCAGGAGCUGGAGCCGCUCGUUAGCACCAGCUGCGUGCAAUGCGCGUAUCUCGCCACAGUUGGCUGGAUGGACAACACGGUGGACAGCGUCCCGCGGAUGUCGAGCGACUGUAUCGAUCAGUGCUUUGCAUGCGGCGACGACUGGGACACCUGCCCUCCGGCCAAGCUGGACAGCACCGUCGUGUUUGACCCCAGCAACGCACCCCAGAGCAGUGGAACCAAUGCUAGUAUGCCUCUGGUGGACUUUGGGUUGCCAGUCCUGUCACAAAAUAUUGAUACCGUCUCCCCGUGGAUAGGCACAUGGCGCUCGUUUGGCGCCGAGCAGCUCGGGUCGGGCAAGUUUGAGUUCGCCCAGACCUUCACCGAGAACACUCUGACCGUCACCACCGACAGCCCGUACCCCAACACGUGCGCGUACGAGAUUCGAUCCCCCGGAGAAAUUGUGCUGCGAAAAUGCGGUAAGAAGAAGGAUCACUUGGAAGACUGCCUGGUGCGGCGGCUGCCGGACAUUGGUGGCCUCGAGGUGGCCUUUUUGGCGUGUAACUACACCGGGACCCCGGCUCCGGCCAGCUUCGACGUUGCAAUGGACACUCCCGGCUGUGGAAACUUUCUCAUGUUCCGCUGCAAGUCGUCCUCGGAGGGCUGUUCCUUUUUGCCCGACAUCAGCCCUGCCGCCGCACUGCCAGCGGCCAGCAAACAUGAAGCGUCCAAGGAUAAGCCCACUCCGAGCCCCAAUCAGCCGGGCAUUGCCGGAGCACCGCCGGCGCUUCUGGGCGUAUGGCGCUCGCUCCAGGUUUCCGAGAACUAUCAAGAGGGUCUGGCUCGAUGGAAUUUCACUGCCGACGGCCAGGCGUCGCUGAAAUGGAUGAACUACCCCAGCCGCGUCGAGGAGCGCUACGCAGUCACCCACUCCGAAGACGACCACGACCUGGUAUACCUCGCCAGCGCCAGUGGCAGCAUCACCACCUGCCGCUUCACCUUCCAGUACGAUGCGGUGUAUUCCUACGCGGUGCUUGACUGCGGUGCGCCGAACCAGGUGGCGCCCGAUCUGGCGGGAAGCUUCCUGCCGCCGCACACGCAAUGGGCCAUGGGGCGAUGCAACCCGUGCAGCUCCAGCUGUCGAUACUCGUGCGGCCCGGAGAACGACUACUGCGGGGCCGGAUCGUGCGACUCGGCCGGCACGGACUCGGUGCCGGCCAACACACUGCCUGGCGAUGCACAAAAACAUUUAGCCGGCGCAGCAGAGCCCAAGCCAAGCCACAACUGGUGCACGCCCAAGGAUUCCAGCUGCUGGCCCACCAAGGCCGCCAUCCAGAAGCUGGAGCAAGAGCUGGAUCCCAAAGCACCACGGCUCGGCCUCCAGUGGAGCAGCUACCCCCAGCCGCAGCCGGCCCCGGUGCCGACGGGCUCCAUCAACAACCAGUCCUUUUACGGCCUCGGAGACACGCCCACGGGACUCAAGGCCUUGUAUUACUACGAGGAUGUGAAUGAGAUGCAGCGCCCGUGCUUCAAGGCGUCCGGCAACGCCACCGAAUGGAACCACGCGUCGGACAUGUGCAAGGCGGCCCUCCACCAGAACGAGUACCGCGACUGGAACCCCUUCAUUGUCGUCUUCCCCCUCAACGAGCACCAUGUCGCCAGCGCCUUGGAGUUCGCCGCCCGCCACCGGCUGUGCAUCGCCACAUCCGGCACGGGCCACGAGUACAACAGCCGCAACUCGUGCCCGACUGGCGGCAUCCUCAUCCGCACCAUCCUGUUCAAGGACAAGGCCUUCCUGCCCAGCUUCAAGCAAGACCCGACCCUUGCCCCCCACGGCGCAUUCAAGUUUGGCGCCGGCGCCGUCUUUGCCGAGAUGCACGCCUUCUCUGCAAAGUACAACCGCGUCAUCGCCUCGGGCUGGUGCUCCACCGUCGGCAUGGUGGGCUUCCACCUCGGCGGCGGCCACGGGCCCUUUGCGCCGUCCAUGGGCCUUGGCGUCGACAACGUGCUGGAGUUUGAAAUCUUGCAGAUUGACAAAGACGGCGCCGUCCACAAAAGGGUCGUCAACCGCCAGCACAGCCCGGACCUCUUCUGGUCCAUGCGCGGCGGCGGCGGCGGCGUGUGGGGUGUCAUUCUCUCCAUGACCAUCCGCGCUCACGCCGUGCCGGACGGAGGCCUCAGCCGCGUCUACAUGCCCCAAAGCGGCACCUUUUGCCCCGGUUCGAGUCCGUUUGGCUACGAGUGGCUGCGGACCAUGUGGAAGGGCUUCGCUGCCUGGAACCUGAUGCUGAACCAAAAGGUCAGCACGCAGCCGGGCUUCUUCAUCAACACGACUAAUUACGCGACGGGCGGGCUCUGCGCAGUCACAUGGCAGUUCAACUUUGAGUACUUCUACGCGGGCGGACAGAACGAGCCGGAUUACAUUCUGUUCCGCGACAAGCUCAAGGAGGUGCUUGGGGGGCCGACCGUGACGGAGACCAACUUCAAGUCGGCCUUUGAGUACAUUCUCUCCAUGCCGCCCGACAAGUUCUUGCUCAACGUCUUCAACCCGCUGCCUGCUCCGCACCCGCCGUCUGACGCUGCUACGGGUUCCCAAAACUCGGUGUUUGUGUCGCGAAAGGCCAUGGAGAACCGGUUUGCGUCCACGAUGAUGGACGUGCUGGAUAUCUGCGUGGAAUCUUUGAAGAAUCCGGACCCGACAUCGCCCGGUCCAGGAGGCAGUCGCUGUGGCUUCCACUACCUGUACACUUCUGUGACGGGCAACAAGGGGAGCACGCAGCCAGACGACGUGUCCAUCUCGCCGGGCUUCCGGUCGGCCAUUAUGUUGUGGAAUGCCAGGACGUUGUCGACGAAGCAGUCGGAGGACACGUUAUACAAGAUUGGGCCGAAUAGCUAUUUCUCGGAGAGCUCGUAUGUGAUGCAUAACUGGACGGAGAGGUACUGGGGCGAGGAUAACUAUGAGGAGUUGCUGUGGAAUAAGCAGAGGCAUGAUCCGGGGAAUAGGUUUUGGUGCCAUCAUUGUGUGGGGGAUGAUCCGAAUGAUGCGUAUGGAGAUCCGCUUGGUGUGGCUGGUCGAUCAUAA
Molecule: messenger RNA, 3699 nt
Organism: Trichoderma gamsii
Lineage: Eukaryota; Fungi; Ascomycota; Sordariomycetes; Hypocreales; Hypocreaceae
Exons: 1
Coding region: 1-3699 (1232 amino acids)
Molecular function (GO): oxidoreductase activity; RNA binding; ribonuclease T2 activity
Source: RefSeq, a predicted model, not a curated record